Lactuca saligna is the source of this 687-nucleotide messenger RNA. The record is from the annotation of a GenBank genome assembly. Lineage: Eukaryota; Viridiplantae; Streptophyta; Magnoliopsida; Asterales; Asteraceae.
AUGGAUCCCGUAUUCAUCCAAGUCGAUGUGCAUUUCCAAGGAAUCUUCACAAAAUACCCCAUACGCUACACUAGGGGGAUUACUCAGAGGUUGUCGGACAUCGAUUUCGCAGGCAUGGACCAGAGUAGGUGUUAUGAGUUUAUCGAAAGGUUCACUAGAGAAAAGUGUGAGAAGAACUAUUACUGCCAACCAGAUGUUCAUUUUCCCAAAGGUUUGACCUUAAUUUCCAAUGGGAUGGAUUAUGCUGAUUUAAUAGCAAUAGCUAAUGAAUGUGGUGUUAUACUCCUUAUGUAUGUAGACCAUUUUGGUAAUAGUAACAUGGUGGAAUGGUUGGAAGAACACAAAGGGGAGGUUGUUGAUAACAUAGUUGAAGAAGUGAUUGAUGGUGCAGGACUAAUUAAGGAAAUUGAGACAGACCAUUUGGAUGAGGAUGAGGAUAAGGAUGAAGAUGAAGAUAAGGAUGAGGAUGAUCAUAGCGCUGAGGAUGUGGGUGGUAACGAAGAUGAGGAUAACCAUAGUAGCCCUCAUUUUUUCAAAAAGGAUAAUGGCCCCGAUGUUGACAUGGGUGAGAAUGCAGCUUCGGGUGACCCUUUGGAAGAAGCCAUGGAUGAUAAUGAAGAUGUUUAUCCUCAGUUGCCAAAUAUUUUGAGUGAAAAGCUACACUGGAAUGAGAAAGAACCUUUUUAG